Messenger RNA from Linum trigynum, 665 nucleotides. The record is from the annotation of a GenBank genome assembly. NCBI's taxonomy places the organism in Eukaryota, Viridiplantae, Streptophyta, Magnoliopsida, Malpighiales, Linaceae.
AACUAAUUAAUAACAAUAAAUUAUUUCGUUGAAUAAAUUUUGCUACAUAAAUAUUUGUAAUAUAAAUUUUUUAUAAUAAUAAUUUAAAUUAAAAAAUUAAAUAAAACACUAACGGCGACGUCCUGUCCCGACGUCACAGCGACAGCGCAAUGUCUGGCUAGGAUGUUUGUCCAUCAUCGACGACGUCUGGACAGGACGUCACCGGCGGCUGGUCAAACUGUCAUUGACCUUGCCAACCUCGUCGGCGACGCCGGGACAGGAUGUUUGUCCAUCGCUGUUGACAUCCAAACAGGACGUCGCCGGGAGUCCUUCGUACAAAAAUCAAAUAUAACUUUGGCGAUGAGUCUUCUUCUCCGGCGAGGCGCUCUGAUGUCUUCUCCGACGACGCAACUCUUCUCCUCUCCGGCGCCACUCGUCUCCCAAAUCUCCGACGACACUGCUCUCCGUCGUCUCCCGGUGAAAAGUCGUCCUCUAUGGCGAGAUGUCGUCGUCUCCGACGAGAGAUCUCCGGCGACACUGCUCUCCGUCUUCUCUCGGCGAAAGUCGUCGUCGGCAACGCUAUUUGGGAGGAAACCGGCGACUGUUGGAUGUUGGGAGGGAAGGGGAUGUUUGGUUGGAUUCUCACACAAAAUUUGAAUUUGAAAAAAGAAAAAGGGUAAAAUAGU